Molecule: messenger RNA, 7343 nt
Organism: Mytilus trossulus (common blue mussel)
Lineage: Eukaryota; Metazoa; Mollusca; Bivalvia; Mytilida; Mytilidae
Exons: 21
Coding region: 337-4446 (1369 amino acids)
Biological process (GO): multicellular organism development; protein phosphorylation; positive regulation of kinase activity
Cellular component (GO): signaling receptor complex; plasma membrane
Molecular function (GO): ATP binding; transmembrane receptor protein tyrosine kinase activity
Source: RefSeq, a predicted model, not a curated record
CAUUUACUACGAUGUGCAUGGACAAGUCCGAGUUCCCACGAUAGACGUACCUGUAGUAAAAUCACACCUGAGCUGAAAAAGGACUCGGUUUUAUCGCUGGAGCUAUAAAACUAUCUAGACAGUCAAGAAUUGCACACCUAUUGCCCGAGGACAAAGGCCAAACUUUGAGCUUUCACCCUAUCUUUGCUCUUCAUCAUUUGUAGUUAUUUUACUUGGCCCUUUGAUCUUUAAUCAAAUGACUUUGAUUUCUCAGACAAUGUUUCCUAAGAUAAUUAGAGGGCGACAAAACUUGGAUGUUUAUUGAAUCAUGUGAUCCAGUUGUCAUGGAGAUAAAGAAUGAUGGGAUACCAUUCACCAGGCACUUUGAAGAAUCUACUUUCUCUUCUGGUUGUUUGCCUGUACAUAGGUUAUUCUGAAGAGUCCGUAGAAUGUAUGCAGAAAUGUUUCUGUAAAAUACCAGAUGUGCCAAGAGUGAAACGACUGUACCAUUAUGGUUCCAGUGUUCCCAUAGUUCUGGAAGGCAGUGAUCGAUUGUCACAGAAUAUCACCAACUAUGUCUUGAAGAUUUUAUUAGAGGAGAUCAUAGGCUAUAGUCAAAUCCAAAUAAACUAUCAAUCAGGGGCAUUAUAUAAUACAUCAGAUGUCCUUAAAAGACUGGAUCCAUAUCAAGGAGAGAAUAAAAAUGAUGAAGCCAUAUCAAAGUUACCAGUUUCUAUGAUCAACCUGGAGGUACCAGUUCAGUAUGGUUAUGACACAAGUUCAUGGACCAAUACAGAUAGAAUACAAAAUGUGGGCUUCCUUGGACCAAAGGGAAGAUUAGGCUGGUUUGCUUCUACACACAUGGUUGAUGAGCUAUGGAGAUUAGGGAUCAUAUCAGACCAUUGGAGGUCACUGUUUUCUAAGAGUGUGGCAGAAAAGUUUGCCUUGACUAGCCAGUAUGAGCUACUUAAGAAUCUGACAAUUGUAAACGACACAACUAACAAGCAUUACUGUGAUAGUCCUAUUUGUGAGGACGGUAUUUUUUAUGGCUAUGGUUGUCCAAAAACCAAUUUUUCUAAGUGUUCUACAUUGAUAACAUCUUUUCCAGAUUUUGAUAAUGGUGCUUUGAUAUCCCAGGUCAAAAGUCUUGGUCUUCCUGUUAAUGUUGUAUAUAUUGGUGACAAUUUUAAUAUGUUUGUACUAGACAGAUUAAAGAAAAGUCUUCCCGUUCUCUUCUUUGACAUAAAUCCAAGUAUCUUGACAUCGACAGAAAAUGUUACAAGAAUCAAUUUCCCACUGUGCCAAAAGAACUCUUUCUUUUAUCCAAACAACUGUGAUUUUGAAGGAAAUCAAUACAAAAAAUUUGUAUGGACAAAGAUUCGUUAUAGUGCUCCAGAAGUUUAUCAUGUGAUCUCAAAAAUGAAAUUUACUGAUGAGAUUUAUACUCAACAGUUUAUUAAACGUUAUAAAUAUUAUGGAUCUACAGAAAAAGCUGCUUGCAGUUAUUUAAGAUACCACCAAGAUGAGUGGCAAAAAUGGAUCCCACCAAAUUUAUCCAGUAAAAUAAAAGUAUCCUUACUUAGUUUCUUUCCUCUUUCUGGAUCUAGAUGGCGACAACCAGGAUUAAUUCAGGGAGCUAAGCUUGCACUUGACAUUGUUAACCAGAAUCGUCAUAUAUUACCAAAUCAUGACUUAGAAAUGGUUGUUGUCGAUUCUCAGUGUCAGCCUGGUAUAGCUUUGAAAGAAUUCAUUAGAUAUGUUGGAAAACGAUCAGCUAUUCCUAUUGCAGGAGUUUUAGGUCCAGCAUGUUCAGAUGAGACAGAACCUAUUGCCUCAUUGUCCCGCCACUUUAACAUGUUAACUGUUAGUUACGGUGCUGAGGCUUCAUCUUUGUCAAACAGAAUUAACUACCCUUUCUUCUUCAGAACUAUCCCAGAAGUUAGUCAUCACAAGUUUGUAUAUGAGAAAUUUUUCCAUGCAAUGAAUUGGAACCAGCUAGGUGCCAUGUCUGAAGGAGGCCAAGAGUUACCAGAAUAUCAUUUAAUGCUCCAGGAAUAUCUCCAUCAGAGAGGGGUCUCUGUCAUUGUCAAACAUAACAUCCAGGGAACACUACAAAACUCAGAUGUAUCAGAGAUAUUUGCUGAUUUGAGGUCAAAGAACGUAAAAAUAAUUAUAGCUGACUUUUACAUGCCAGCAGCUAGAGCAGUCAUGUGUGAAGCUUGGAGACAGAGAAUGACAAGUCGAGAGGGUUAUGUUUGGUUUCUGCCUUCCUGGUACCCUAAUGACUGGUGGGAUGUUGAUUUUUACAAUAGCUCACCUAGUCCAAAAGAAUCACGGACCCAGGAGAAUGUACCUUGCUCGUCAGACAUGAUGAAGUAUGCUACGGAUGGUUAUUUUGUAUUAUCAAAGACAUUUUCUGAUUCAGACAACACAUUAAUUGUUGGGAACAUAACAGUUGGACAGUAUAAACAGAUGUAUGCUAAACGUGUUGGAGACGCAAAAGUAGCAGGGAGUGCCUUUGCUAGUUAUGUAUAUGAUGCUGUGUGGGUUUAUGCCUAUGCCUUAGAUAAACUGUUCAAAAAUGAACCAGGAGCCUUGGAACUGAUUCACUCCAAAUCUACAGCUCAGAAACUAGCAGACUAUGUGAAUCAGACAGAUUUCCAUGGGGUUUCUGGACAUAUCAAGUUUAAUGGCAGUAACCGACCAGGAACUAUAAAUAUAUUACAACACUUCCACAAUGGAACAAGACUUGUAGGACAGUUUACUCCUGGUUUACAUGGUGGUAAACUACAAAUUGAUGAAAAGAAGAUACGCUGGUUAACAUCACAUGGUAAACGACCUUCAGAUGGUCAUGUUGAUGUUGAAGAAUGUGUAAUAGAAACUUUCCGAAGAGCUUUUGACGUAACCUGUGAGAUGGCUAUAGUUAUUGCUAAUGUCAUUGGUUUUGGUGUCUUCCUCAUUUUAGUUGUAUUGGUGCUAGUUUUUAUAAAAUUCAGAUAUGAUGCCAAAAUGAGAAAAACACAUGAAAGAAUGAAAGAACUGGGUUUGCUCUCUCCCGACAUGUCUCCUUGUUUAUCUUUGGAUGAAUGGGAGAUGGCAAGAGACAAAGUUGUUUUGAACAGAAAAUUGGGAGAAGGAGCGUUUGGAACAGUAUUUGGUGGAGAAGCUUUCCUUGAUGGUCGUGGAUGGGUUGCUGUAGCAGUUAAAGCAUUAAAAAUUGGCGCUAGAGUUGAUGAAAAGAUUGAUUUCCUAAGUGAAGCAGAUAUUAUGAAGAGAUUUAAACAUCCUAACAUUGUACAGUUAUUGGGUGUGUGUACCAGAGGAGAGCCUGUCUAUGCAGUUAUGGAGUACCAUCUGCAUGGUGACUUGAAGACUUAUUUAUUAUCGCGUAGGAAUUUAGUAGGAAGUGAUUGCAAAGAAGCAUUUGAUAUCAGUUCAGAAAGACUAACACAAAUGGCAUUGGAUGUAGCCAGUGGUCUCAAAUAUAUGCAUGACUUGAAAUAUGUGCAUAGAGAUCUAGCUUGCAGAAACUGCUUAGUUCAUUCCAAUCUAACAGUAAAAAUAGGAGAUUUUGGAAUGACUAGACCAAUUAUUGAAUCUGAUUAUUAUAGAUUUACUAAAAAAGGUAUGUUACCAGUUAGAUGGAUGUCACCAGAAAGUUUAUGGGAUGGACUGUUUACUUCAAAGUCUGACAUUUGGAGCUAUGGAGUAUUGUUGUACGAGAUUGUCACAUUUGGUAGUUUUCCAUACCAAGGUCUUACUAAUAACCAAGUUAUAGAAUAUGUAAAGAAUCAAAACAGACUAAUAUUACCAGGAAAUUGUCCUGAAGAUAUAUACAGAUUCAUAUAUAAUUGUUUGGCAUCGGAAUCAAAGGAUCGUUUGGACUUAAUAGAUAUCAUUAGGUUUCUGAAAGCCAACCCUUCAUUUUUGGAGCCAUGUCUAGAUGCUCCAACUAACAGUGUCUAUCUUGCUGAUGAUCUAGACCCAAUAGAAUUUAAAUCAACGUCUUGUCACUCAACAAUGACCAAAUCACAUUCCACCAAUUUUCUUAACUUUUUUAACCGUUUGUCUCAAAGUUCUCAGGAUGCAAAACGUUUGAGUGGCACGAGUCAAAGUAUAAAAUUGUUGACACCUACAAAAACAUUGGUCAAACCUCCAUUCAGUCCCUCAAGUCCUCCGGGACGACAAAGAAGUAACAGCAUUGGAACGCCACAGACUCUUCAAAAAGAUAAAUAUAGUAAUGAUCAUUAUGAAGUCCCAGACAUUAGUCCAACAGGAUCCAUCUCAAAUAAAUCCCAUCGACAUUCACAUGAAAUCCCCUCAUCAUUUUCACAAUGUCUUCCAUUACUUACGUCAAGUGAGAAAGGAGAUCGGGGAGACGAGACUAGUGAUUAUUUUAGUGACAAUUCAAAAGAGCUUUGUCAAAAUUUAACCUUUGAAAUGUGUCAGACUAUUACCUCUGUAUGAUCUCUACAUACUUUUUAUGCGGUCAAUAGAUUUGGUCCGUUUUUGUCAAAAUGUGAUUUUAUCUGUUUUUGUCAAAAUGUGAUUUUAUCUGUUAUUGUCAAAAUCUGAUUUUAUGUACUGAGUAAAUAAAAUCUAAGCAGUAUCUAUUUUAAUGAAAAGUAACCUUGAAGUUUUCACAUUAUGCCACAUCUCUUUUUUUAAUAAUACAGAAAAAAAAAAUUUGAUUUGCAAACUUUUUAUUUUAUUUUUAUUGCAGUUUUCUCAAUGAAAAACUGCAGCCUAUCCUUUAAAUUCUUUCUUACAAAAAUACUUUUAUAGUUUUGUUUUGAGGUAAAGUUAAUUUUAAAAUUAAAUGUAAGUGUUUCUAUGUUUUUUUACUUUGUAUUUUUAAUUAUCCUGGAUGCCUGAGCAGUCUUACAGAAAAAAACCAGUAUGACAGUUCUAAAAUAAACAAUUCUUUAAUAAUAUUAAAUACUAAGGGAUCUUCGGUAACUUUAUUUUUCAAAAAUAUUUCAAAGAAUUUUAACGAGAAACAUGCCAGUUCUAAUCUUUAACAUAACUAUAUCUUGAUGGAAAUAAUUAGAUCCUUAUUAUCACCAGCAAUGACAAACUUUAUCUGUUAAAUUCAGCCUGUGCCAUACAUGAGUAUUUUUAUUUUAUUCAUUUAACAAAUCAUUAAGGGAAACAGUUAUUUUGAAGUAAUAAGAAUGAUGGUCUUAAAGUUGUGAAAUUUUAAUAGGGGAUCACUUAAGAAAUGUAUAAGUAAAUUGAGGUUUUUCUGAUGCUGUUCUUGCCUGUUCAUUAAGAAAUAUUAUGUAAAUUUAAAAUAAAAAAACACACUUAGUGAAGGUGCUUUUUGUAUUUUAAAGAUUUUGAAGCUUCCACAUACUUGAAUUCAUGCUUUCCAAAAAAUAAUUGAGAUGUCACUCCUGUCUUAUGUAGACGUCUUGUGUACACAAUUUGAAAAGAUAAAUGUGUUUCUUUUAACUAUGUUUCAGAUACACAUGUGUAUAAUAUUAACCUUUGCAAGGUAGUAUCAUUUGUAGGAUGCAGUUAUACACAGAAGUUUUGUUGAAGGACUACUCUUAUAAAAAUAGUGCUGGCUUAAUUUGUAAAACUGAAUAGUGUUAGUAUUUGUUCUUACUUUAAGCCUGUCUUGGUUGCCCCUGAACCCAUUAAGAGGAUAUCUUCGAUUCUUGUUUUAGGUAUAACCAAAGCAUUCAGCGGCAACCACUUGGGAAGUGAGCAUUUAAUAAACAUUUUAAAGAACGAACUAUUUGGUUGAUAAUAAAAAAGUAGUAGAUGGAUGUUGUCUUCCAUUCAACAAAAGAAGAAUAUAUUAUGUUAAUGUUAUGUAUAUAAGCAUUGUUUUUUUGUUGUUAGAUCUCUCUAUUUAUAUUCUGAUGUCAUGCCAUAUCAUUAAUCAUUUAUUGUUUGUUUUUCAGCAAAUUUGUCAUAUUUUAUCAUUUUUAAUGGUCAGCUAAUUCUUUACCACAUUAAGAUUAAAAUACUGUUAAUGUGUCAAUUGUUAAAAAAGUUUGAACGAUCUGUUGUGUUUUUUGUGUUGUUGGAUUGAAAACAAGAUUAUCUCCAUAAAUUCAAAGAAAUCCAUAAAUAUGUAUUUGUCAGGGCCUCACUUUUAUGAACCAGGGACUUAUAUAGGCUGGUACUUUUGCAUCAUUAAAACAAUGGACACAAGCUUCAAUUUUAGGAUACUGUGAAUUCACUAAUUAUUGCGAUUUUGUCAUUUAAGACUAUUACAUGAUUUUUAUUUUUGCAUCAUUGAGAAAGUCCUGUUUGAUUCUCAUACAAUAAAUCAAAAUGUGGGUUGAAAUUAUUGCGAUUAUAACUCUGUCGCAUUUUUUGCAAUAAUAAAAACAUCGCAAUAAUAUCUGAAUUUACAGUAUACAAUAACAGCUAUAGUAGGUUGUCAAAUGAAAACAUUAAUUGAAUUAUCUCAUAAUUUGUCACAAAUUCAAGAAAUUUUCAAUGAUUGAUUGCACAUAUUAAAUAAUGAAUGCAUUUUGAACUCUUUUUUGUAAUUAAAUAUGCAUUGAGGUUCAAAACAAAAUGUUAGCAAAUCAACAAAUUAUUUUAAAAAGUGACAAUUUUUGUUAAUUUUUUGGUUAGAAAUCCCUUAAACCUAAUUUAUCUACUCAUAAAAUUUUAUUAUUGUAACAUUACAUUGGUUUGUUGUUAUAAUAAUAUAAAGUAUGUUCCCUAUUCAAAUUUUAAAAACAAGCAUAAAAUUCUACACAAAUUCAUUCUUUGAGAUGACAAGAAGUUAAUUUUUUGAAAAGAAGUGAAAGCUUAUAUUUCAUAUCAUUUGGUUUUCAAGUUUGAUUGCAUUUUGAUACCAUAGAGUUAUCUACCUUGUUAUAGUAUCUAGAAAGAAACCAUUAAUUUCUUUGGAUUCUUUUUUUGGUCCCACCAAACACAGAUCAAAUUAAAAUUUGGGUGCUGUCGGAUUCACUGUUCUUGAGUUCAUACCUUUGUGAAUACAAAAAUUGCAAAAUUUGCCAUACAUAUGCAAGUGGGGUAUGGCUUAAUCACAAUUUUAAAUUUUCACUAAAGUAUAAUUUUUUAUAAGUUUGAAUGUAAAGUAGAGGAACCACUAAAUUUAUUUUCUUCAAUCCCCAAAUAUUUGUAUUAAUAAAAAUAAAUGAAUCCAUCUUACAUUGUAAACAGGAUUAAAACUGACCAUAACUUAAAUACUUAUAACUUUAAUACUUAAAUCAAAAGAUGUAAUUAUUUAUUUUAUUCAUAUAUAUUAUUCAGUCAUAGAUAUCACAAAUUAUCCAUGUUAUGAACAUUCCACACAUAUAUUUUAUAUAUACAUAGAUUUCAAAAAUAUUUAUUAUAUACAUUGAAUUAGUGCUAAUUAAAUUGGCAUACAU